Molecule: messenger RNA, 483 nt
Organism: Anisakis simplex (herring worm)
Lineage: Eukaryota; Metazoa; Nematoda; Chromadorea; Rhabditida; Anisakidae
Source: the annotation of a GenBank genome assembly
UGUGAUUUCACCCGAGAGCAGGUUGUUCCUGACGUUGUUGAUACUUCUCCAGCAGAUGUAUUGGCCGUCUCGUAUGGCCAGCAUAGUGUACAAUGCGGUACGGUUCUUAAACCGUCCGAUGCACGCAAACAACCGACUGUGAACUGGCCAAGUGAUUCGCAAAAGCUCUAUACGCUAAUGAUGGUCGAUCCAGACGCACCAUCUCGUAAGAGACCAACAAUGGGUCAGUGGCUACAUUGGCUGGUUGUAAAUGUACCUGGUUCCAGUAUUGACCAAGGUCAAACACUCACUCCAUAUGCUCCACCAACACCACCGUCGGGCAGCGGCUUGCAUCGAUACGUAUUUCUGGCGUAUCAACAAUCUGCGCAACUUAACGCAAAUUCUGUUUCUCAACGUCCCAAGUUCAGCGCCAAGCAGUUUGCGUCCAAUAAUGGCCUGGGCGCUCCAGUUGCUGGAAACUUCUUCCAAACUGAAUCCCGUUAA